UCAUACUGUUGGGGUCAUACUGUUGGGGUCAUACUGCUGAGCUCAUACUGUUGGGGUCAUACUGUUGGGGUCAUACUGUUGAGCUCAUACUGUUGGGGUCAUACUGUUGAGCUCAUACUGUUGGGGUCAUACUGUUGAGCUCAUACUGUUGGGGUCAUACUGUUGGGGUCAUACUGUUGAGCUCAUACUGUUGGGGUCAUACUGUUGGGGUCAUACCAUGUCUAAAAACAUAGCUGAGUGUCUUCUCUCCCAGUGAUAACGACAAAACAUAAUUUAUGUGCAAAUGAAUAAUAACGAUCUAUUCUCCUGUUCUCUCUUUCCCUAUUUUAAGCCAUCGUUGUAAAUAAUAAUGCGUUCUUAACUGACUUUCCUAGUUAAUUAAACGUUAAAUUAUAUAUAUUUUUUUAAAUCUUCAUAACCCUAUCAAUGAAUAACAAUCGCAACUGCCAAUGAAUGAAAAGGACAGCAGAACCUAACCUGCUGUCUGUCUUUCGAAGAACAUCAUUCCAAUGAAUGAAAAGGACAGCAGAACCUAACCUGCUGUCUGUCUUUCGAAGAACAUCAUUCCAAUGAAUGAAAAGGACAGCAGAACCUAACCUGCUGUCUGUCUUUCGAAGAACAUCAUUCCAAUGAAUGAAAAGGACAGCAGAACCUAACCUGCUGUCUGUCUUUCGAAGAACAUCAUUUCAAUGAAUGAAAAGGACAGCAGAACCUAACCUGCUGUCUGUCUUUCGAAGAACAUCAUUCCAAUAAUAUAAAAUGGCCAAUCUAUUCUCCUGUUGUCUCUCUCCCUAGCUGUCUCUAACCUGGAUGUGGAGAGUAAGCUCACAGUGCACUACCAGGCCCCAUGGCACCAGCACCACAACGUGUUUCACCCCUGCAGCCGGCCGCCAUGCGUAGAGGAGCUCCACAGACAUGCCAAGCAGAGCCUGCGAGCCCUGCACAGAGACCAACAGCAACGUCAACGGUCGAACAGCCGCGAGCGCAGAGUGACCAUCUCCAUCUCUGGGGCUCCUCCAAUGCCCACCCUCCCUUCCCCACGCACCCUCAGACGGCACGAGCAGAGGGGCAGGCACAGCCGCGCGCAGGCGAGACCAGACAGAGAGAUAGAAUAUCAACUGCGGAAGGAGAGACACGUGAGAGAGACAGACAUCCAGACAAUACACAGAAAGGAGAGACCUGGAAGGGAGGGUCACUGUCACACUAUACAGAGAAAGGCUGCCACUACCACUGACCCUGAUGCUGAGCCUGCAGUGGGCCACAGGUCUACUGGUGCUAUCCCCAACCCCCCCUCCACACUGGACAAGCAGACCAACUGGUCCAAGGCCCUGCCUCUGCCCACCCCUCAGGAGAGGAUGAAGAGUGACCCAGCAGUCGUGUCCUCGUGCAUCAUCCCCAUCAACGUCACUGGGGUGGGGUUCGACAGGGAAGCUAGUGUGCGCUGCUCCCUGGUACACUCCCAGUCUGUGCUGCAGAGGAGGAGGAAGCUGAGGAGGAGGAAGACCAUCACCGGGAUCCCCAGACGAGUUCAACAGGACAUGGACUCUGAUGAGUCUCCAGUGACGAGGGAAAGGACAGUGGUGGUCCACACCAACCCUCACCUGUCCCUCUGUCAGGAGGAGCUGUCCCUCCGAGGCGGACACACCAAGGACUCUGGCUGCCAGACGGACGACUGCCUGACCGGUGGCGGUGGCGCCCCGUCCAGGAGACGUAUACGUGCCCAGCGUGGCGGCCAAGGGGGUAUCCCCGCCUCCCUCUCCCACUCCACCGGGAACAUCUCCUCGCUCCCCGACCACCCUGACACCGCCAUGUACACCGCCUCCGGCUCCCGCCUUCGCUCCCGCAGCCUCCCCCGCGAGGGCGGCCGCAUACGCGACGAGGACCAGGACGACAGUGAUGAAGAUGAGGAUGAUGAUGACGACGAUGAUGACGAAGAUGAGGAGCUCUCUCCAUACGAGACGGAGGACUUCCUCCCGGGAACGGGGCCAAGGAUGUUAAAGGACGAGGAGGAGAGUACGGAUGACCAGGCCAUGCCAGAGCUGCAGCUGGGGAGUCUGAAGAGGAUACAGCAAGGAGACGGGGGGAGUCCAGAACACAUGUGGAUGGAGAGGGGUCGCUCCCGCCUCCCCCGUCAGGUCGACAUGGGGAACUGUGAGAUCUCCUCCAGUUCAGACACCUUCAGCAGCCCCAUCCACUCUGUCUCUACUACGGGGGUGCUGAGAGGACAGAUAGACCACAAGGAGGACCACCAGUCGUCCAGUGGUAACUGGAGUGGCAGCAGUUCCACAUGCCCCUCCCAGACCUCUGAGACACUCCCCCCCGCCGCAUCCCCCCCUCUGACCGGCUCCUCCCACUGUGACUCGGAGCUGUCGCUCAACGCCGCGCAGCACGCCAUCGAUGACCUCACCGGCUUUAUCAUCGACCCCUACCAUUCGGAUCAGCCGCAGGGCCAGGGUCAUAGGUCCAGCUCCUUCACCUUCUCAGCCACUGACCAGCUGGAUGAUGCAGGGGUCAGUACUGCCAGCGAGGGAGAGUGGACCUACCCUCAAGACCAGGCUGAUCAGGACCAGCUGUGUAGUCAGGACUUCAGCCCCAGGCGUUCAUCCAGGGGGGACCAGACCAGGAUAGACUUCACCAGCAUCAGCAGCUACGACGGCUUCUCAGACCGAGCUCCCCCUACUGCUGCAGCAGACUCCCAGGGCUUCUACUCAUCCUCCAUGCAGGGCCAGAGUUACAGGAGCUACAUGUACAACUAUGCAGCAGUGGGCUCUGGCGCUGACUGCGGCCAGGGUAAUACUGUGGGCGCUCCGCCUGGUGAGGGAGAGGGCAUGGCUGGGUAUCCUCCUCAGUCCUCUGACUACAGGGGAGCCACCCUGACGCUAGGGAGGCCGUGUCGUCCGCUGAAGAAACCAAAGGUCAAGCCACCCCCACCAAAACGGAGCUCAUCGCUGAAGGAGACGUGUAGCGCUGGUGCUCCAGAGAACGUCCCCCCUGAGCAGGGCGAUGAGCAGGGCGAUGAGCAAGGUGAUGAGCAGGGCGAUGAGCAGGGCGACCAGGACCAACCAAAGAUUCAUAGUAGUGGGCAGACCCAGACCCUGAACCUGCCCAUGUCUUCCAGAGACAGAGAGAUGAGGCUGCAGCUGGACAUGGCCAGCCCGGGGGAGGUGGAGAAUCCUGGGUUGGAGGCUGAGGCGGUGGGUGGUGGUGGUGCCUGGGGGAUGGGGAGCCCCAGGAGCCCCAGGACUGUGGAGAUGACGGAGCCCACCUCGUUCGGGUCCACUGACACUCACUCCUUCAAGGACGAGGGCGCCGUUCAGUCUGACUAUGCAGACCUCUGGUUCCUCAACGACUUGAAAUCCCAAAAUAACCUGGACCCCAACGGCUCCUUGUCCAACUCCAGCACUGCUACGGGUACUACUGUUAUUGAAUGCAUCAAGUCGCCAGUGGGCAGCUCCUCCUCUCCCGGGGGAGAGACCCAGGCGUUGAUGCAUUCCUCCGGCUCUGGUUCCAGCUCCUCCAGGCCCACCUCCCCUCCUCUUCCCCCUGGGGAUGGAGACUUCAAGCUGGGCUCUCCUGAGAAGCUGGCCGGCCUCGCCUCGCCCUCCAGCGGAUACUCCAGCCAAUCCGAGACGCCCACGUCUUCCUUCCCAUUAGCGUUCUUCCCCGGCCCGCUCUCUCCGACCAGCGGGAAACGGAAACCCAAAGUCCCCGAGAGGAAGUCUUCUCUAUCCUCGCUGCAGCACCAGGCCCAGACCCAGUUCUCUAGCUCGGCCUCUGGGUCCUCCUCUUCCUGUUCCUCUUCCUCUUCCUCGUCAUCCAGGAAGGACUAUGACUUCCCGGCUCCACCCACCCAGCUGGACUUAAGUUCUCUUCACAGCGCCCAUGGCAGCCGGCCGUUACCCACUCUGGCCCACCGGACCCACAUGCACACGCUGCACCAGAACAAGCAGAGGGCAGCAGCAGCAGCAGAGGCCCGGGCCGCCGCGUGUAACACUGCAGCCGCUAACACUAAUGCUAAAGCUAGUGCUAACGCUAAAGCUAGUGCUAACGCUAGUUAUAAUGCUAACGCUAGUGCUAGUGCUAACGCUAGUGCAGCCCCCUCUGGGUUUAUCAAUGGAUCCACUCUGACUCCAGAGGCCCCACUUGCUGCCAACCCCAUGGCCCUGGCCAUCACCCCCACUGUGCUGCGCUCCGUCCAGCUACGUUCCAUCGGCCACAGGGCCACCAAUGGUUCUCAGCCCCAGGCCCGGGGCCAGGCUCAGGGUGCUCAGGGCCAGGAGCCUCCACCACCACCACCACAAGCAUGGGCCCACGAGGCUUCAGGGGCCCCUGCCACCAGACCCAAGAUGCCCAGUGUAACCAUCGUGACCCCCCACUCUGACACCAACACCAGGCCCCUGCCACCCAGGAGACCCAUCGCCCAGAAACCCCCACCACCACCGACCCAGGACCCCCACCACCCUUCUCAGGAGUACCACCACCACUCUGUACCCCAGCCCCAGCACCACCCCACCCCCAUGCAGCACCCAGAUGGCCCCCCGACCUAUGAGAGCCUGGCCAGGCACCGGCAGGACCGCUACAGCCCCGGAACCUUCUGGGCAAUGACGGCGUUCCGGACGCGCCCUACGGAACCUUUGGAACCUUUGGAACUUGAGGAACCCACGCACCGAGCGCCACCGCCAACUCCGGAACCCGUGAUUCCUACUACACACCCGGAGUGCCACGUGCUAGGGGAACGGAUAGAGGAUGAAGAAGACGAGGAUGAGGAAGAGCACGAUAGAGAGAUAUCAAGGGUUAUGAGUCACAGUCAAGGCCUCAUUAGAGAAUAUCGAGAAUAUCAUCAAAGAGAUCAUCCAAGGGAACCACCGACGUACGAGACGCUAGAGGAGUCCCACUCAUAUCAGUCCCAGUCACAUUAUCACAGCCAGUCACAGACACACUCCUGUCACAGUCAAAUGGUCCAGAGGUGGGACUUGGGCCCAAGCAGCGGUCCUGACAAAGUGCCCGGUGUAACGGUGGAAGCAUCACACCCUUACUCAAUCAGCCAUGUGAUAGAUCUAAGAGGUCGGAGUGGAGAGGACCGCUAUGAGAUGACAUCAUCAGGGGUUCCUACCAGAAGUGCCUCUCAGGAUAACAGCAGAGAUGACUCCACCACACCGGACACAGAGGACUACUUCAGCAAAGAGUCUACUAGUCCCAGUGAUAACUCCCUCUCUCCUCUGACUGACGAAACAACCAAACCUGAUGAUGAUGUUGUCUUCAUGUCGCCCAGCAAAUCACGUACUACUGAAGAUCUGUUCGCCAUGAUCCACAGGUCCAAGAGAAAAGUCCUGGGCCGUAAAGACUCUGGAGAGCUGACUGGGAAGAGCCGUCUGUGUCCUCCUCCAGCUGCCGUAGUUCCACCUGCAGCUAUCCUCCCAGCCAUCCCCCCUCCGCCCCCUCUCAUCAUCCCCCCCGCCCCAGCCCUCUCCACCCUGACCGCGGCCGGGACCCAGCGCACCCCAGGACCCAUCUACCGCAGCGCCAAGAAGUCCAGCACCUCCAACGAGGAGUUCAAGCUGCUUCUCCUGAAGAAGGGCAGUCGGACUGAUUCCAGCUACCGCAUGUCUGCUACAGAGAUCCUCAAGAGCCCCAUCGCCCCUAAGUCCCCUGGGCACCCAUUGGCUGCUGAGGGCCAGGUCAGGUACUCCACCGAGGAGCCCCCCUCUCCCCUGCAGGAGCCAUCAUUGCAGGCGGCCGGGGAGCAACUCUUCCCCCCCAGCCUCUUCCCCAGGCCCAGUUCAGACAGCUUCAGCCCUAAAACACCCCCCACGUCGGCUUCGUCCAGACAGGGGCGCUCCCGGAUUCCCCCUGCAGCCAAUAGUAGUCGCUACAGCACCCGUAGCCGACUCUAUACGGCACCCAUGCAGGUCAUAUCAGAGGGGGAGACUGAGAACUCAGAUGGGAGUCCCCAUGAUGAUCGCUCCGCGUAAUGAUCGCUCUGCUCAGUGCAGAAACAUGUACCCUAAUCCUUAUUUGGUGUGCUACUUUUGACCAGGGCCCAUAUAAGGAAUAGGGUGCCACUUGGGACGUAGACAUAUUUAUAUGGAUCUGGUUCAGUGCUGUUACUGUUCUUAUCUACUGAGUACUGACGGAUACACAACUCAACAAAGAGGGUAUAACCAGAGAGAAGACUACUCUGGACUACCUGCCUGGGGAUUUGAUAUCUUGGUGCAGAACUGAAGAACACGACUUUGUGUUUUGUUCAGAGUGUAAAAGAAAGAAAAAAAAAUGUUCUUGUUUUGAACUUUGAACUCCCUUUUUAAAUAACCCAAGAUCCUGUAUUGAGUGAAAUGUGGACAAGAGGAGAAAAAUGGAGCGGUAAGACAACCUGUGUGUGUGUUGGAGCAAAUGGAACAUCCAUCGUCCUUUUUUUAUCUUCUUGGAUGUUGGAUGACUUGUAUGUCGUGUCCUAACGUGACCCUAAAAUAACUGCUUUCCGAAAGAAUUGCAUUUCUCUCUACACUUUACCCAGAGGACAGGUCAUUAUUUCAACCAUAAACAAAAUAUUCCCAGUCGACAAAAUGAAUAAGCUAUAUGUUUUGUAUUGCUACCGCCCCAACACAAAACAAUGGACUGUGAUCACUAUUGACAACCAUGUGUCAAAGUAUUGUUUUGCCAAGAGUGAGUUAACAACACACAUAGGUCAACAUGCCAUCCUCACAUAGAUCAACUACAUGUAAAGAAAUAGGAAUGACCUAUGACCCUAGAAGAGCUCUCAGUGCAGGGAUUCCUGGCAGGGACACAUAAGGGAAAUAUUUGGUCUUGUUGAAGUGAUGUGGUGCAGAUGUCAAGGUGUCAGAAGAGAUGAUGGGACAAUCGUGCUGUGGCCUUUCUGCGCUGGAGGGCCAAGCAUGCCGGGGGUUCACUGACUACUCUAGAGGAGAUAUUUAGGACUAUAAAAACAAACAAAGAGAGAAAAGCUAUCGAGGGUCUUUACCACUAAUGUUUGGCUAGCUAGCUGGGAGGUUGAAAUGGAUCGGGGUUUCAAAGCCUAACUUCUCCUUUGCACUUCGUCAUUAUGAAUUCUUCAAGAAUAUUCCUUGAGAAAAAUAAAACGAAUCUUAUAAUGGAAAAUUCCUAUUGUGUAUAUUUGUAUUGAAUAUAAAAGAACAUAGCUAUAUGAAGAGACAUACAAAACCUUUUUUAACGACACAAAUCCAUUAUUUGUAGCAGAGUGGAUUGGUGAUGUAGAAAUAGAAUAACUACAUUCUAGAAUGACUAGAUUCUGUUUCUAUGGGGAUAGGUGGGGGGGGGGGAUGCAAUCUUUCCGUAGUUCCGUAACAUCAGUAGCCAGGGGCACGUCACAAAGCCCAACACGUUAAUCAUACAACCUUAUUAAGAGAAACAACAAAUCAUCUGUGUCCUUGUGAAAAUAUCGGUUGAAUCUUUAAGAUUUCACUCAAAUAUUACGCUUCUCUCUAGUGUUUUUUUUCAGGUAUCUAACUAAUUUAACAUAACAAAUGGGGUUUAUACAUUUUAAGUAAUGACAUUCUGGUGAACAGACCAAUCUUGAAGAGUUGUGUUUCUACAUUGAAAAACAAAGUGUAGAUCAAUGAAGUCACUCAAUGUGUUCUAUGAAUACCUCUGCAACCAUAUGACUGUUCGUUUGUACAGAUCUAUAACAUAGAGAUACACAGACUAAAGAACAACUGUUACUCAGCGAACAUUUGAAUUGCAGAACUAACUGACACUGUGUACGAGGUUACAGGAGGAAACAAGCUGUGAACUAAUUCGAAUUUGACAUGAAUUAAUAUCUGUUGCUGCAGAGCACUGUGGUGUUCAUUGUUUUAUCAGUGUUUUCAUCUAUCGCAUGCAAUAAACAAAAAAAAACACCAUAUCAUUUUCAAGAGGGGAAAUAUCUGUUAGAGAUACUACCACGAGAAAAGAUAUCCAAUUUUCAGUUUCAUUUUUGAAUAUGUAAAGUUGGGUGUAAUUCAAUAUAUGUACAAAAUGUUUGACAAUUCUGUUUUGUAUAGUUGUGUUCAUGGACAGGGGGGUAUCUUGUACUGUAAAAUGAACAAAAAUGACUGGACAAUCAAACAGAGAAUUUGGAAAAACGUAAGAAAGUUAUAAGAGUACGUAGGUUCCAGGUAAGGGAUGAGUACGUUCUGGAGUUAGUUAUUACGUAGGUUCCAGGUAAGGGAUGAGUACGUUCUGGAGUUAGUUAUUACGUAGGUUCCAGGUAAGGGAUGAGUACGUUCUGGAGUUAGUUAUUACGUAGGUUCCAGGUAAGGGAUGAGUACGUUCUGGAGUUAGUUAUUACGUAGGUUCCAGGUAAGGGAUGAGUACGUUCUGGAGUUAGUUAUUACGUAGGUUCCAGGUAAGGGAUGAGUACGUUCUGGAGUUAGUUAUUACGUAGGUUCCAGGUAAGGGAUGAGUACGUUCUGGAGUUAGUUAUUAUGUAGGUUCCAGGUAAGGGAUGAGUACGUUCUGGAGUUAGUUAUUACGUAGGUUCCAGGUAAGGGAUGAGUACGUUCUGGAGUUAGUUAUUACGUAGGUUCCAGGUAAGGGAUGAGUACGUUCUGGAGUUAGUUAUUACGUAGGUUCCAGGUAAGGGAUGAGUACGUUCUGGAGUUAGUUAUUAUGUAGGUUCCAGGUAAGGGAUGAGUACGUUCUGGAGUUAGUUAUUACGUAGGUUCCAGGUAAGGGAUGAGUACGUUCUGGAGUUAGUUAUUAGUAAAAAGAUCCAGGGUGAAAUCCUUGUGAGAGUCAGAUGAAUUGAGCUUGAGAUGGGACGGGAGGUAGGAUGGGUAUGUGCAUGCGUGUGCACUUGUGUGUGUAUGUGUGCGUGCGCAUCUGUGUGUGUGUAUGUGUUACGUGGACAGUGAGCAGAGCAGGUAGAGGUAGGGUCGUCGUUAGGUAGGGCAACGCACUACAAUUCCUCCCUGUACUCUUAGAAAAAAAGGUGCUAUCUAGAACCUGAAAGGGUUUUUCGGCUGUCCCAAUAGGAGAACCCUUUGAAAAACCCUUUUUGGUUCCAAGUAUAACCCUUUUAGUUCUAGGUAGAACCCUUUUGGGUUCCAUGUAGAACCCUUUCUACAGAGGGUUCUACACGGAACUUAAAAGGGUUCUACCUGGAACUGAAAAGGGUUCUCCUAUGGGGAGAGCCGAACAACCCUUUUGGAACCUGUUUUUCUAAGAGUGUGUGGUAUAAUUGUGUUAACAUUCUAUUUCAUCUUAUCGUUUUACAAACUGUUGGACUAUAAAACUGCAGCCAUUCAUUUGCCUGGUGUUGAAAUGCCAUACUAUAUAUAUAUCUAGGAGUUUGGUGAACCUUUCUGUGGUCAAAAUGACACAAAAUGGCUGGUUAGACACUGGGGAACAUUGGGGAACAUUGGGGAACCAAGAGACAGGUACCUCUCUAUGCAUUGUGUCUCUCUUUUAAAUGUAGAUUAUGGUGCGACAACUUGCCAGGAUCUACAAGAUGACAUUCAUUAAUGACAAUAAUUAUACAACAUUGUAUAGAAACUAUUUUUAAUCACAGGAUAUUUUAUCCAGAGAGUUCUUUUAUUAUCAUAUUGAAUAACCUAGAAGAGGAAUGAAGGUGAAACUGAAAGACAUUUCAUAUCAGAGUAAUAUCACGAUUGAACUGAACUGGCUGAUGCUAAACGUGACGGUGCAUUCUUAGAAUGCAUCCCAAAUGGCACCCUAUUCCCUACCUAGUGCACUACUCCAUAGGGCUCUGGUCAAAAGUAGUGCACUACAUAGGGAAUAAAAGGGGGCCAUUUCUGACUCAGUCUUAGAAUAUGAACGUUAAACUAUAUGGUGUCAAAAUCCACCUUGAGUAGAUAUUUGGGAUCCUCUGAAGUCAUUUUUAAUUGUUCAUGUGGAUUAGUAACAGUAGUUUGACAUAAUCUGUAUGCAGCCCAAAAAAUAUAUAGAUUAUAUUUUGAUGAUUUGUGUUCCCAUUGCAAGUGUCUUUCAACUUUCGGUAAAGUAGCAAUGUAGCCAUUUCUCCCCAGGCCAGGCCCCACAGACUAAAGACAUUGGUUCGUCUGAGUCCAGGCCCCACAGACUAAAGACAUUGGUUCGUCUGAGUCCAGGCCCCACAGACUAAAGACAUUGGUUCAUCUGAGUCCAGGCCCCACAGACUAAAGACAUUGGUUCAUCUGAGUCCAGGCCCCACAGACUAAAGACAUUGGUUCAUCUGAGUCCAGGCCCCACAGACUAAAGACAUUGGUUCAUCUGAGUCCAGGCCCCACAGACUAAAGACAUUGGUUCAUCUGAGUCCAGGCCCCACAGACUAAAGACAUUGGUUCAUCUGAGUCCAGGCCCCACAGACAAACGUUUUCAAAUAAGAAACUAUUGCCUGCCUUUCCCUGAGACAUAUCCAAUGUGUGUAACAGGGCGAUUCCAUUUCAAUACCAGUCAAUUCAGAAAGUAAACCAAAUUCUCAAUUCCAAUUCCAAAUUUCUCCUCUUUGAAAAUCAUUGAAGACAAUCGGAAUUGGAAUUUCAGUUUACUUCCUGAAUUGACUGGAAUUGAAAUGGAUUCGAGCCCAACACAGAAGUGUAAUAGCCCAACACAGAAGUGUAAUAGCCCAACACAGAAGUGUAAUACCCCAACACAGAAGUGUAAUAGCCCAACACAGGAGUGUAAUACCCCAACCCUGAAGUGUAAUACCCCAACACAGGAGUGUAAUAGCCCAACACAGAAGUGUAAUACCCCAACCCUGAAGUGUAAUAGCCCAACACAGAAGUGUAAUAGCCCAACACAGAAGUGUAAUACCCCAACACAGAAGUGUAAUAGCCCAACACAGAAGUGUAAUAGCCCAACACAGAAGUGUAAUAGCCCAACACAGAAGUGUAAUAGCCCAACACAGAAGUGUAAUAGCCCAACACAGAAGUGUAAUACCCCAACACAGAAGUGUAAUAGCCCAACACAGAAGUGUAAUAGCCCAACACAGAAGUGAGAGCCAGAGGUAAUAAUCUUCUCUUGUUUGCAUUGACCUAGACACCUUUUAACCUCGGAUUAAAAAAAUAUACUGUUUUCCUCUGAGACAUGAUUCCCUGAAGUCUAAAAACAAACCAGAAGAGAUUCUCCUAUUGCACUGGUAUAGUGGAGCUUGUGAAGUGUUUCCCUUUUUGGCUGUAACCUGACGUUAUAUUGAUGAUGAUAUGUGAUGAUUUGUGUAAAAGACUGUAUUUCCCCUAUCGAUUAAAAUAUAUUAUACAUGGUUCAUUAAUUUAGGAUGCAUGAUCAGGAUAGCACAGGCCAUGCUUCUGCCAAAGGGUUUCAGAGAGUCACAAGUGUACUGGAAAGAACCAACACACAAAAAUAAUGAUUUUGAAACUUUAAAUAUUAACAUUAAUACAUGAAAAACCUACUUUAAAAAGAUGAAAACCAAAACCCAACUAUUUAAAAGGAUGAGUGGUACAGUGUAACUGGCUCGGGCGGUACAAGAUGCUCCUGGCUCAAAGCUGGAACAUGACACAUUACAUCACCUUUUUCUAUUUUUGUACAAAAACGAAAUGUAAAUAGUAAACCUUUUUAAAAAUGUUGCAAAGAUCUUUUUCUUUUUUGUAAAAUAUUUUCAAAGUUUACAUGAUUAAUUAAUGAAUUAAUUCCAAGCCUUUGUAUAUUUUGGAGCUGUGCAACACUAUUUCAGUCUUGUAUUUAUUUUUGGGUAAACGUGAGACCUCCAUUGACUGCAUUAUAUCGUAUUGAUUUGACAGCUCAUCAGACUGCUCAGUGACUGGGCAUAGAAAAGGACAAUAAAUGUGACUGCGUUUGAAAAGAAA
Oncorhynchus kisutch (coho salmon) is the source of this 11783-nucleotide messenger RNA. Its product is annotated as Nance-Horan syndrome protein. Gene Ontology annotation, biological process: lens development in camera-type eye; cell differentiation. The transcript has 13 exons. Lineage: Eukaryota; Metazoa; Chordata; Actinopteri; Salmoniformes; Salmonidae. The record is from RefSeq and is a predicted model, not a curated record. Bases 1020 to 5972 code for a protein of 1650 amino acids.